AUGGCGGCCAGGCGGGAGUCCUUACCGGAGCUCUGGUCAUACGGAGUGUGUGAGGACGGCCGGGUGUUCUUCAUCGAGUGAGUAAUAAUAAUAAUAACAACAACAACCUGGGCAGUAACAGUACCCGCGGAGUAAUGAGUAUUAAUACCGACCGAGGGAGUAACAGGUGUGCUGGGAGUAUGCAGAGUGAGAGCAGGGGGGAAUUACUACUAGAGCAGAGUAAGUGCAGGGGGGUAUUAAUACUAAACAAAGUGAGAGCAGGGGGAAUUAAUACUAAACAAAGUGAGAGCAGGGGGUAUUAAUACUAAACAAAGUGAGAGCAGGGGGUAUUAAUACUAAACAAAGUGAGAGCAGGGGGAAUUAAUACUAAACAAAGUGAGAGCAGGGGGAAUUACUACUAAACAAAGUGAGAGCAGGGGGUAUUACUACUAAACAAAGUGAGAGCAGGGGGGGGUUAAUACUAAACAAAGUGAGAGCAGGGGGUAUUACUACUAAACAAAGUGAGAGCAGGGGGUAUUACUACUAAACAAAGUGAGAGCAGGGGGGAAUUACUACUAAACAAAGUGAGAGCAGGGGGAAUUAAUACUAAACAAAGUGAGAGCAGGGGGAAUUACUACUAAACAAAGUGAGAGCAGGGGGAAUUAAUACUAAACAAAGUGAGAGCAGGGGGAAUUAAUACUAAACAAAGUGAGAGCAGGGGGAAUUAAUACUAAACAAAAGUGAGCAGGGGGGUAUUAAUACUAAACAAAGUGAGAGCAGGGGGUAUUAAUACUAAACAAAGUGAGAGCAGGGGGGUAUUAAUACUAAACAAAGUGAGAUUAGGUAGAGUAUUAACACCCGAGCAGUGAUAGUAACCCAGAGAGUAACAGGUGAGCUCUGGGAGUAUUAAUACUAAUAGGAGAUGGGAGAUUGUUGGUUGGAGAAUGAGUAUUAAUAUUGCAGGUGGGGGUAUGACUACUAAAAGUGAGAGCAGAGGAAGUAUGCUAUCCAGGAAGCCAGUGAGUAUUAAUAUAGGAGUUGGCAGUAACAGGUGUGCUUUGAGUAUUAAUACUAACUUAACCCCUUAAGGACACAUGACAUGUGUGACAUGUCAUGAUUCCCUUUUAUUCCAGAAGUUUGGUCCUUAAGGGGUUAAGAGGGCAGAUUGUUGCAGGCUGAGCAGGUGGCAGUAACCUGUGUGCUGGGAGUAUUAAUACUGAUUAGAUAUAGAAGAUUUUUGGUUAGAGAGUGAGUAUUAAAAGUUGCAUGUGGCACAAACAGUUGGGCUGCGAGUAUUAAUAAUAACUGUGGAGGAGGGCUGUUUUUGAAUGGACGAGGAGGAUGUGAGUAUUAAUAUAGCAGGUGUCAGUAACAGGUGUGUUUAGGAGUAUUAAUACUUAUUGGAAAAGGGAGAUUGUUGGUGAUGAGAGUAUUUAUACUGAAUGCCACUUUUUCCACCCCCAGUGACCUGACACACAACACAACCUGGCUGCAUCCCAGGACUGGGGAACCUGUCAACUCGGGACACAUGAUUCGCUCAGGUAACUGUACACACAAUAUAGUAACAAACACAAUAUGUAAUGCACUGUAUAAGCAAUAUGGACAUUCAUUCUGACUUUCAUGUAAUCCUAUCUUUGCUAUGGGAGGUUUGCUUACAUCCCUCUUGUUCCUAAACUGCAAGAAGUCAGUCUUGGCGCAAAGUUGAGGAUGCCCCUAUUUUUUGGGUAAUUGGCUAAAAAAAACAAAAAACAUUUUGGAGAAAGGGACACUAAUACGAUAAUUAUUCACAUUUAAUGACUCACCGUCUGAGCCUUUUACAUAAUUUGCAAAGACACUUGACAAAGACAUUGCCGCUGUGUGUACGGUGGCCAAGGGUUUUAGAGAAAUGUGAGAAAUACUUACCUGAACCUAUCCAUCGGGUGUGCUGCCAUGCAGUUCGGUCAGGUCCUCUUCAGCUCCUGGCUGUUUAGCUGCGAGGAGCCGAUGUCAGUGCUCUACUCCUCUGCGAGUGUACAGCAUUGAGUUCUAUGGAGGAUUCCGCGAAAUCCUGCAUAAACAAAGUUUUGACAAGCCUAGGCUCUGCCUAGGAAAAAUAUUGUGACAAAGUAGUAUUUGCUUUGUCUUAUAUCUUUUAACUGGGUUGAAAUUCCAACACAGUCAAUGUGAGUGUUUCAUAAAGAUUUAUCUUUAUGAAAUACUCUUUUUGGCGUAGGCAGGAGUGUGACAGAGCCACUUUAAGUUGAGUUCUUUGUUCACAAGUUCCCAAAUGACUUUACCACUGGUACCAAGAACAUCAGGGCAAUCGAGAGCCUCAAGGUGCCAAUCAUUGUCAUCACACACCUGGAAAGAUUACGUGUACCCACUAUAUAGGUUGAUUGCACAAACAUUACUAACAUAGUAACAUCCCCUGGAUGUUGGGCAAAAGUAACAUCCACAGGACGUACUUGAAAACCAGAGUAAUCUGAAUGUACCUUUCCUAGUGAAAUACUUUAUUAUUAUUUGUAAAAAAAAAUGUGAUAUUUGUAUACCUGUUGUUCUAAACAUAAUUAUCCUUGUCCCUGUUUUAUACUAACUUUUGGUAUAUCUUUUUCCUUCCUUGCCAUUUGUGAUAUUUUGUAAUAGUGAAUAUCUACCCUCAUUGGUUAAUAAUUACAAUGGUAAAUAUGUUCGCGCUGGCACCUGUCUAGCAUGGCAGGAAUGUGGAUAAAACCAUGUGCUUAUCACAGGUGAGUGGCUGCUGUCUGUUGACCCUUAGAAUGGAUAGUUUUUGGUUAAAUAAUGUCUGAACAGCUCUAAAAACCCCUCUUGCUGCCCCAGAUCAUUGCUGUUUUUUUCCCUGCAAUGUGAGCGAAUGUGAACAGAACUUCUGGUUCUUGCUUGUUUGUGUCUUGUUUAAUGAAAUGCCAUGUUUCUGUGUAUUUCCUUUUCCAGAUCUGCCCAGGGGAUGGGAGGAAGGUUUCACAGACGAAGGUGCCAGCUACUUCAUUGAGUGAGUCUUUGCUAUCAUGUUUUUGGUGUUUCAUUAGUAGGCAAUGCCCAGCGCUGGGCCAUUUGUGGCACCAUGUUUGCAUAGAGGAGAGAUCUACCUACGGACAUUGCUUUCAGCAUCGUUGUUGAAUUUUGAAGCUAAACCUAUACUAUAUUACUGUAUAUCUCUCUGUAUACAUGACUGUCCUGAGAACACAAUGACUGUCCUGAGAACACACUAAGCGCCAGCAGUAUGCAUUGCUUACUAUGGGGUCCGGGUGGGGAAAUGGCAGCCCCUCAAGUGCUUUUUAAAAUUAAUGCCCAUGGUUCUCUGUGAACCAUACAGGGGUGUCUAAGACGUAAGGUGGUAGGGAAAUUGUAGUCCACACUCUGAGCUACGUGGUGCAGAACGCACCCCAUUCCCACAGCAGCUCACUUUCAGAGGGUGUUUGAAACACAUGGCUCCAUCUCGUACUUAAAAGUGGAGCAAUCGCCAUGGAAACCAGUGGAAUGUUUCUGCUGAUUACUUUGGUUUCCAUGGUGAUUGAUUUAUCACACUUUUAUAUUACCAACAUUUAGACGAGAAGGAAUAUUUUGGGGAGAAUUUGUCUCAGUUUUUAUAAUAAUAAAUUAUAAAAACAAGUGAAUUACAGUUGAACAGAUAUGUAGCACAAACUCCAGAUUUUGUUUAGUUUUGAUCAGAACAUGUACAAUUGCCUCAGUCCUCAAGGGGUUAAUAUCCUCUUUCUAUAAUUGUACGGCACUGCAGAAUGUUUGUGGUAGUAAUAAUAAUAAUAAUACCCCUGUACUUAUGAUACAGAUGGGGUUUAUGUUAUAACUGACUCUCCAAGUGUCUCUGCUAACAGAUCAGUAGAAUCUGUCUCCUCCUGAUUUGCAAAUCACUUUUUCGAUUUUUGUAAUUUCUUUUAACUAUUGGCUUUAUUUAUUUAUAUUCUACCUUUUUCUGUGUAUUUUACACACAUGCAUGUAGAGUAACUGCAUACUUAUCAUGGGGUGUGAGAUAAGUGUUCAGAAUUAACUGUGAUGAGGAAUUGUGCCACAGGAGGAAAGCUGUAUGAAAUCAUAUUUCAAUUAAACAUCUACUUUCUUGCCAUAAUGUGAAUGCAGUUGACCUUCCGAUUUAUUGACCGUGGUAGAAAUAUUCCUGGAAUGUUGACACAUUUUAUGCCAUUUUAGUUAGGAACAUGACCCUUGUCCAGAGCUCAGGGAUGGUGGAAUGUUUGGUAGAAGCUUUGACUGAUCUAUAUAUAAUCUACCUCUUUGCAAAGUGAGCAAACUGUAGAAAAAUCUAAAUCAAACCAAUCUCUGGUAUGACCAACCUUGGGUUUGAAAAUUGCAAGUACUCUGGACUGAUUAAUCAAAAUUUUAAAUAUUUGGCUGUAGUAGAAAUCCGUUUGUUUGUCGAAGGGGUGGAGAAUGGUAGAAGAAUGAUUUUCUGUAGGCAACAGUAGAGCACUGAGGAGAUUUCUUGCAAGCUUGGGGCUGUAUUUCUGCAAAUGGAGUUGGGGACUUGGUCCUCAAAACUGAGAAGGAUAUAAUGCAGUACCUUCAUGGAUUCAGGGGAUUGACACUAAAUUUAACUGCCGAGCUCCUUGCACAACUAUGUGCAAGUGUACUUAGAAGAAUUGGUGCUUUUUCAAAGGCAUAGUAUAGUCACUCCAAAUAUUGAUUUCAAUUAGAUUUUUAUUCUGUUCACUCACUUUGCUUGUCAUUAAAGGAACAUUGUAGCGUUACAAAUAUAAACAUAUUUUCUUUGAGAAAUCGGCACUUUUAAAUCAAGUAAGAAACACCUCCCUGGUUUUCAACCAGCACUAGUGCGCAUGUAAGGGCAUGUGUCUACAAGGUUCCAUUUUUACCUGACCUCCGGUGGCACUUCAUCCUCCUCCCUGGCUGCAGCUUCCUCCUUGCAAUUAAAAAGGGAAAGGAGUCUUAAAACUCAUCAGGCACUAGGGUACUAUAGCGUUAGGAAUGAUGGUUUGUAAAUGGAAAAUGGAGCAUCUCCUGAAAAAAGUUCAACACAAAUUAUAGGUGUGUUUUCAAUGUUUUACUCAAUGGCACAACUCCUACAAAGUGACUUUAGGUGGAUUACUAUUGUAAAUAUGGAGAAUAUCUGUAAUAAUUUUAAGAUUUUCCUCAGACAAUUAAUAUAAUUUGCUCUUUGUCAAUAUUCCAUGUUUUCAUACUCCAUUUUUAUAAAUUAUUUAAACCUAAGCCUGAUGUUAAAGUUAAACAAGACAGAACCCAAGACUACACAGAAAACCAACUUCAUUAGCUUUCCCGCGAGCUGCCCGCUUUACGCUCUGUUUCUGUCACUUGAUUUACUCUGCUCGGGGUAAAGCAUACUCUGUCAUAUAUAAUAGAUGUGCCUAAGUUGUAGUGUAGGGCUGUCCAGGCACCGUCAAUAUAGAGAAUUAUGUGAAAUGAAGUCUGCCGCCACCUGGAUGAUUGUAGUGUUCUGUUAUAAAGCAUGCUGUCCAAUCUAUCCACCCAUAUGAACUGAAGUGAGUGACACAUGGGGCGGUGAUUUAUUUAUUUAAAAAAAUAAAUUAAAAAAGGGGUCUGAAAGUUGAGAAAUCACCAUGGAAAGCAGUGAACCAGCAGGCGCAUUGCUUUGGUGACUCCACCCCUUUUACAUUUUUGCACAAGUUUUUAGAAAGGGCAUUUUGAUAAAUAUCCUCCUCUACAUGUUCUAUGCCAUUGUCUGCAACCCCUAUAAUUCUACACCUGAGGCUCCAAUAUCUCACUGGGUAUUUAACACACAACUCUGCUGGGUUCCUUCACAUUGAAUUACUGGAUAAAAUAGCAGUCUUUAUAUUUUUCUUGUGGACUAAUUUGAUGUAAAGUGCUUGUAUUAUUAUUUACUGUUAUAUUUUGCGGUAAACCGGAUUUCUUUGCACGCCUGGUUGUAUAGUAUGCUUUAUUUGUACGCUCGGUUGAAUUGUCCGUCUCCCCCUUGGUGUUAUACCUAUUGUUAAAACAUUUAACCCCUCUUAUUGACUGAAGACUAGCGCUGCACCAAUGAUUAUUAACCCUUUGUAUUUACUGAGGACUAACGCUGCAAUAAUGGCUAUUAACGCUUUGUUUCUAUUAAAGACUUGUGCUGCACUAUUGAAUAUUAACCGCUUUUAUUUAUGUAAACCUGAAGCACUGUUAACCCAUUUUAUUUAUACGAAACUGAAGCUGAAGCAGUGACUAUAACCCCUUUGUUUUACAGAAGUCUUCUGUUUUAAGAUUAUUAACCCCUAUUUACCUAAAACUAGCUCUGGAGCAGUGACUUAACGCCUUGUAUUUUCUUAAAACUACAGCUGGAGGAGUGGUAAUUAACACCUCCUAUUUAAGUAGUGCUAUAGGAUUAACUAUUACCUCUUUACAUUUACCUAAAACAAGCACUAAAUCAAUGACUUUCUCUUUACCUCUUGUGUAUCAAUUCUAACCACACUGUGUGAUUGGAAAGUGAUGUGGAAAAUGGUGUUGCCAGGUAAAGGCCAAUAGUAAUAGAAAUAUUAAUCUUUGUUGAUAUAUUUUUCAAGUUGUACAAUGUUGCCAGUCAGUGUUGGGCUGUUGAUGACUGGGCUGAUAUUAUCACCUGGAGACGUUCUUUUUAAUCUGUCAACAAUGUUAUGUAACCCUUCCUGUGUUUCCUUCUCCCCUGGAAUGAGCAGAUUUUGGGAGAACCUGCGCUGUCCCUGGUUUUUGUUUUAUCUAAAAGCAGCUUGUGUUGUCCUUGGUUCCUCUUGCUGUCACCCCACAGGCUGGAAAAUGUCCACAAACACCCAAAAGACUUCGAAGCAUUGCCCGGUGUAUCUUUGGCUUAGAGCACAACUUAUUUUUUAGGCAAUUAAUAACACAAUCUGAACGAUUAUUUAACUACUUGUAUGUUUUUUUAUUUAUUUUGGGUAAACUGCAUCUGAAAGUUGUCGUCUUUUACUUCCCUUUUUAUUCUGUUGAUGAAUAACGUAAAUUUGUUGAUUUUUAUCCCAGUGUGAGCAUUCUCUUUCUGGAGGCUGUGAUUGUUUGAGGUGAAUAUUGUUAUAUUAGGUGCUGCCUCGAGGUUAGCGCUAUUGUUUAAAGUGGAUAUUAUUAUUAAAUUAGCUGCUAUCUCUGAAUUCUAGUUGCCAAGUUGAACUUUCUGAUUUUCUCAUUCGCACAAAACUAGUCCAUAUCUGCAGUAGGAAUAGACCGAUUAUCGGUUCCAAUUAUUUAUUAGAGCCGAUAUUCAACAUAAUUCUGAUUAUCGGUAUCAGGCUUGUUGUUCCUGUCACCGCACGCCCUCUUGCCCAUCCCAAAACUCCAAUUGCAAGCCAAUGAGGCACCAUGUCCUGACCUCAUGUCACCAAUCCCUGUGAGUCUCAGCAUAUGGAGCUCAGUUGAAGACAGGGUGGUGAGACUGUGAAUAAUCUACUGUAAUUUACUGGUCUGGUUGCCUUAGAUUGAAAGGACUGUGAUUGCUGUCAGCAUGUUCACUUAAUGCCAUAUUUGUGCGGAAAUGGUGUUGCAUUUUCAAAACUUGUAUAGAAUAUUGUCAACUGGCCAAAAGGUGACUGGUAAUCUGCAUUAGCUCUGGAAAUAGAUGUCAGUCGAUCUCUAAUCUACAGCUUUUGACCAUGUGGAGCCUGUUAUGUUUAUGCCAAGGUAUUUAAUAGUCUCAUUAUGUUGUGCAGGACAUGGUAAAGCACAUUUAUGCUGAGAAUCUUUCGAUCAUUAGUUUGUGUGUGAUUGUCUGUCACCUUACAAAAAGCUCUAUUACUGUACAUGGGGCAGCCGGUAAUCCAAUUCCUACAGGACGCUCACUGUCCCCAAUUUAGCCAAUUUCACAGGAAUAGGGCUUAUUCACUAAGAUGUGAAUUAGGAGAUACUGACGUGCAAGAUACACACUCAGCUGGCUGAGCCAGCACAUUUCAUAACAUGGCAUUUUAUUCUUUAAAAAUAGGCUUUCAAAGAUCCAAAGCUUAAUUGGUUAAUUUUGGCUAUUUUGCUCUACAUUUAGUUUUCCAGUGAUUUCAACUCACUGUUUAGUGCUAAACCCCUUUAUUUUGGUCUAAAUUCUGCAUGUCUGUUGCCAGUCGACAACAACUCUGUCUGGAAGUAGAGACUUGGAAUGUCUUAAUAUUUCCUGGUUGGUGUACUAUAACAUGCAAAUCAGGUAGGAAAUACAUGUUUGGGUGUUUGCUUUUUACUGUCAUUUCAUACUGUGUAGGCACUCCCAUUGUAUGCAUGGUUUUAAAGGUGUGAAUUCCUCUCGGGGGUGCGUUAUUCUGUCACUGCAUAAAUAUGUUCUGCAAGUAAAUAGUUAAUACCGCCAGUUAAUCUUUGUUAAAUGCCAUUAGAACGACCUUUAUGCCUAAGAGGAAAGCAGUUUUUGGAAGUUAAAAGCAGUUUGUUCUGCGUGAUUGUGCAUACAGUGUUUAGUUCGUGAAUUGGAUACUAAUAAUACACAAUAUGUAGCAAAGGAUUUUUCUUGCCAAAGUCUACCAAAAGGACAGAAAUUUGGAAAGAUUAAAUACAGGGCUUUCUGAUUAGUUCAGAAAUUGCUCAGAUCAAACAUAGAGAUUUUCCUGACAUAUGGUGGCAGUACAAUAGGCAUGUAUUCUUCCCAUGGGACAAGCUCCUGAAAUUAAAAAAAAAUUACAUAAAAGUUCCUCCCCCAACAGGUAUAAGACACCAACCUGCCAUGGACCCUCAGUUCUGUUUCUUGUUCCAUGAGGAACGGACGGCAUCUGGAUUUUGUGGUGAGGCACAUGGGUUGCUGCCUGGGGGACCCGGCCUGAUGGCCUCCCGGGUGGAAAACUGAGUGGCCUGCGUGCAUCCUGCAGGAAUUACGGAGCAGGUAUGUUUCACUUGCUUUAUGCCGAGUGCGGUCACCGGCAAAGUAAGGAGGAGGUCUCUAGUGGCAGCAAGUCACUGCUCGAGCGGGACGCAUGUGCACAUCGGUGGAAUGCACGCCCGGGAGGUAAUGCGUUCCACCGGAGUUCUGACUGUGCUACUGUGCAUGCCCGCUCGGAAUUCCUGGAAAUAACGACAAAUGUGAAUGAAUGCUGCCUAUUUAAGCUGUGCAGCUCUUACACAGCUGCUUGACAGGAAGGAUCUCCCGUGUCACCAGUCCCCCCUCCCCCCCACACGGGUCAGAGGUUUUAGAGGUGAGAUUUUUCAGUCUCUGAUCUUUAAGACCUCUUUGUCUAUCUUAUUAUAAUUAAAAAAAUUUCAACAAUUUCAUAAUUGCUUUAUGUUUUGCAGAUAUGUCUAGUCCUGUCUCUCCAGAUAUUAUGGAUAAACACGAGGUGCCUGCUCCUGCUGCUAAAAAAGCCAGUUAUUAG
Messenger RNA from Pelobates cultripes (western spadefoot toad), 9281 nucleotides. The record is from the annotation of a GenBank genome assembly. Lineage: Eukaryota; Metazoa; Chordata; Amphibia; Anura; Pelobatidae.